Messenger RNA from Austrofundulus limnaeus, 6890 nucleotides. RefSeq names its product ataxin 1-like (gene atxn1l). Bases 263 to 2698 code for a protein of 811 amino acids. The transcript has 3 exons. NCBI's taxonomy places the organism in Eukaryota, Metazoa, Chordata, Actinopteri, Cyprinodontiformes, Rivulidae. Gene Ontology annotation, molecular function: RNA binding; protein binding. Gene Ontology annotation, biological process: regulation of DNA-templated transcription; anatomical structure development. Gene Ontology annotation, cellular component: nucleus. The record is from RefSeq and is a predicted model, not a curated record.
UCAUUCGUAAGCGCCUCUUCUGGCCUUCGAAAAUGGGCUUCAUUUGUUAGCCCAGAUUUUUUUUUUAUUUUCAGUUGUACCAUCUCCAUAUCAACAUUCUUAGAAAAAAAAGAUACGCCAGUCCGCGAUGACAUUUGGAGGUGAAUUGGCAGACAGAGUCAGCCAGGUAAUUUCAGAACUGGCUUCUGUGCGGGCUGACUGGCUUGCAGGUUUCAGUUCUUGUGCAGUUCAGUAAAGCAGCUCACUUGGCCCAGGGAUUGCAAUGAAACCAGCUCAGGAGCGCAACCAGGAGUGCCUGCCUCCUAAGAAGAGGGACCUACCGAUUAGUACCAGUGGUGUGACUGGAGGGACCGGGGGAGGUGGGGCUGCUGGAGGUGGUGGUAAUGGAGAAGAUGAAGGGCUUUCCAUCCAGAAUUCUGCAGCCAACAGUGACAAUCAUAGAGGAACCCCAUCUGGAGAGUGGGUGCGAGCUCAUCCGGAGCUUCAUUAUGGAGUGGAUAAUACAGAUGGAAUAUCUGCAGUGCCUGUUGACCAGUAUAGCAUGCUUUACAAAGUGGCCGUUCCAUCAGUUACCUACUCAUCUACCAGUCUUCACCCUGUGUUAAGCCACAUCUCCCCAGCUUAUACUGUCCAUUCUCCACUUCUGCAGCAUCCAGGCCUUCCCUAUCCUCCUCUUGGUUAUGCACAUAUCCCUCAUCCAUCUCUCCAGUUUGUUAGUUCCCCUUAUGCCGCAGUACCUUAUGCUGUACCUUCUGGCUUUGUACCGGGAUCAUUGAUUCCUCCGUCUGGUACCAUCUCUCAGCCUCACGCUGUGUCCCACCUGGUUCCUUAUCCAGCCGUCAUACAGGAAGAUGUUGUUUCCCCACCGCCUCAGGCCCAGGUUGCUGCUCAUUCAUUUGCCAAAGUCGCAGCUUCAAGUGGUGUCCCACUGAUCCUGCCUUCAGAGCAACUUGCCCAGCAGCACCUUGGCACUAGUGGAGUUCCACCCGCUGCCGAGGUCAACUCCCGGGGAGUGGCCAUUUUCUACCAACCUCAGGGCAGCCGGGCUGCCUCUGCCACCAGUGACUGCCACAGUUCUCAGCAGGAGACUAUAACAGAGAUUAAUGGAGGAGGAAAAGAGCAAGGCAUCAGGGAGGUUGGACCAGACUCUGCCUACGCUUCCAGAAAUGCACGUUUAUCGCAGGUAACAAGUGGUUCUGCGCCACAAGAACGAGUUCUGCUGAGCCGAAGGCUAGAAGGUCGAAACUCACCUGGUCAGUGCAGCACUCCAGACAGCGAUCUUGAGGUGCAGCAGGUGGUUGGUCGUCUGACUUUCUCGAGUCAGGCUGGGAGUGGUUUACGGAAAGAGGUCUCAUUUGCCCCCUUGAAUCUUUCUCAGGGUGGCCAACGAACCAGAGAUGUCCAUGGGGAGAUURGCGUCUCUGGUGCUGUGGCUGGAAGGACGACAUUUGUGGCACAAACCUCGAGUUACGGUGAUCACAGAGUGACUGGUCUUCAUCAGCAGCCAGGUCACGCUGUCAUGCUUGCUAACGGGCAACCAGUUCUCAUUCCCCUUGACUAUCACUCGCAGCAGCAACACUACCCAGGACAGGCUAAUGAUUCCGCAACCUCUUCUACUAUGGCCUCCACUAACUCCAGCUUUAAGCCCUCUGAUCCUUCAGCCAGAGUGUGCCUCCCUGAAAGGGCAGAGCCAACCACAACUCAGCAGCAGCAGCCUCCAGUCCAYUCUACAGCAGAUGCAGCUCAGGCCUUAGCUUCAAGCGUCGCUCCUACCCCAGCUCCUUCUAAUCCAUCCCACUUCAUGAAGGGGGCAAUCAUCCAGCUGGCCACCGGUGAGCUGAAGCGUGUGGAGGACCUGCAAACUCAGGAUUUUGUGCGAAGUGCAGAGGUGAGUGGUGGGCUUAAAAUCGAUUCCAGCAUGGUGAUGGACAUUCGUGCCAGCCAGCAGAGACCAGGUCUUGUAUCGCUUCACUUCACUGUGGGGGAGCAGCAGAGCAAAGUGACCAUCGACGUGCCCCCGGAGCACCCCUUCUUUGUUUUUGGCCAGGGGUGGUCUUCUUGCAGCCCUGAUCGUACGGCACAAAUGUACGGUUUGGCCUGCCACCAUCUACAAGUCGGAGACAUGUGUGUGUCCAUCACUCUGCAGCAGCAGCUUCAAUCACAGCUUCAGAAGCAACCACAAAAUCACAGUUCACAGCAGCAGCAGCAGCAGAACACGUCCAGGACUUUAACCAAAACGAACGCUACAUCAGGACCUGGUCACCAGCUCAUGGGGCCUCCUGCACCUCAGCAGUCACGGCCUCAGUCUCAUUUCAGAAUGGACCGCACCCAUAGAGAAAGACAGAGGGAUGGAGAAAAAGAUGUGGCCGAUAAGGAGGAAGCUACACAUUUAGGGGUCGCUGGACACAUUGAUUCACCAAUCAGAACAAGUAGAACCUCUUCAGARCAUCCGAGGAGUCAAAGCAGUUAUCACUUGCACAUGGAGGGCUCUGCUUUUGGAGAAGCAGGCGUGGGAGCGAUGCAAGCUGCACUAGGUGCCUCUCAGAGGCGCUGGUCUUCACCUGUCCUCCAAAGAUACAGUAUGAAAGGAGACGAAGGGCCACGUCCCCAGAUAAUCACCUCUGGCCACACGAGGCUAUCUUUUAUACCCCAGGAGGUUAAACUGUCCAUCGAGGGGCGCUCUAAUGCAGGGAAGUAGCAUCGCAUUUGGUAGCAACUCUAGGAGAGACUCCUAGGACUAAGAAUGAGUCUGACAAGGAGAGAAAGAGGGAAAAGAAAGAGUGUGAAUGUAGCCUCAGAAUGUUUGAGAUUUUGCACACCUAAAAAAUAGAAAAAAACACGAUCUGAUGAGAAGCUCUGCUUUACUACUCAGCCAAACAAGAGAAACCUUUUGGUUUCUCAGCCUGCUGAGGUCUGACAGAAACAUGGAAAACUGAGUGGAACGUCUGUAGCUGAUAAAAUGCCUACAAUAGUCCUUACACACUGCUUUUCUCUUCCUCCAUCCCUCCUUUGUCUCUACUCCCUCAUGCCCAUACCUGGACGUUGUCCCACAAACGACACUUUGGCUUUACCUUUUUGACCAAAACUGUUUCACCAGAAGAGCACACUUUAGGAAAAACACGUGCAGCAGCACAGUGCAGCAAUCAACUCUGAUGUAACACAAACUCACAGCCAGGGAUCUUUUAUCUUCAACACUUUCAAGAUCCUGCAGCCAUCCAACUUAUUUACCAAAAAUAAAGCGUAUUUGCUGACAUCAGCAGCUCCUGUGAUGAUGCUGUCAGUAGAUGUUAAGAUGUGCGUCUAGCCUGAGUUUAAAACCUCUCCUGUCAGCUGAAAUGCUCCCUGUCUUCAUUCCUAAAGGUCCUCUUUCAGGCGGCGUGGGUUAUUUCUAACUCGUCUACGAAUCAAGUAUGAGAAAUGAAUCAGUUUAACAAUCAGUUUCUCCUGUCUUGGUUUUAGGCUGAGAGCCAUAAUGCAUGCAUCUGCCAACGUGGCAGUGAGUGAAAUAAUGCCUUGUUCUCUCUGAUAAGCGAAACGUUUGAUCUCCGUGUCCUCAGUGAGAAUGUUGUUUGAAGCUGCGCGACACUCGCUGUACCUCCCAACGUCUUCGCCAGGCUUCAGUGUAAUAUUAAUCAACAGUAUUCACUGGCUACUUCCACCAGAGCCAUCGGUGGGAUUAAUCCCAAGUCAUUAACUUGUUGCACCGCUGGCUUCACUGCCAAGUACAUUAACCCCCCCCACCACCACCCACCAACUCAGGCCCAAGCGUGGGGUGGGUCUAGACAUUUGCCUUGUUGGAAAUGAUGUGAGGUUUAACGUUGGGUUUGUCUGUUCUCAGUUACUGAAUGAAAGCAAUAGAUCUUUUCACAGCACUUGGCUGCACUGCACUGUCCCAGGAAUUUCAUUGCGGGAUGUCCUAAAUCCUCGUCUCCAGGAUGUGAGAUCUUGCUCUCUUCUGACCCAACUUUUAGAAACGACGCACUGAGUUGGGCUUCAUUUUCACCGAUUCGUUUUCUACUCACUUCUCAAAGCGUUGUUGUAGAUUAACCCUCGUUUUGGUUUUCCAUUUCACCGCAUAAAAUCUACUAAAGUCUUCAGGAGGUGUGACGAGUGUUAGUUUUGUCCUGCAUUAUGUUUUGUUUUAAAGUUUGCAGUCAUUUGCUCGUGUGUUAAAGAUGUUCAUGUAUUGCACAAAUGUCACUGAUUUUAUGCUGAUCUUAAAAAUAGGAAUCACAAUACAUUAGUUUUUUUAUGUUGAAGGGAGUGUUUGAAGUAAGUGCUGGUGUUUUGUGGCAAAAGAAGAAGAAAAAACUGACUUGUAUUUUUAACUGUUUACAAAGUUAGCCAAGAUGAAUGCUGCAGUUUCUUCCUUCUGACUUAUUUUUUAUCUUAAUCUAAAGAGGUGAAAUUAAAACAAAGUGCAAUUAGACCAUACAUAAAUUCAUUUUGAAGUUUAUAAAUCAGCACAUUCCUUAUGCAGACAUUCCUAUCAGAAAGAGUAAAUGCUGCAUAAACAGUUUUCUCUAUUACAGCCAUAGAUAUGUACCUCUGACAAAACAUGUUUUUUUUCUUUUGAGUAUAUCAUUUUCUCCUUUUUGUGUCAUUCUCUGCAUGUUAUGAGGAGCUUUAAAACAUAUGUGCACCACAGAGAUCAUAUAAGACUAUAUGAUCUCUUUAAGGUGCACACAUUUCUUUAAUCAGACUUAAACUUUAACAAAUCCCUCAGGCACACAAACACAGUUCAGCCACUGCAAGUUUUGAGUGGCUGUAUGAAAAUCCUCCUUGAGGCCUCUGAAGUGUAUUAGAUGUAUUUGUCAUUCUGUGCAGUUUUACAAAGUAAAGCAAGUAUGUAUCAGCCAGUGUUGGUUAUUAAAGUAAACAAGUCAAAGGAUUUUACACCAAAAAGCCAUCCGAUUUUUAAAAUGCAUUGCACAAAAUAAAUCAGGAAAAAUAACUUUCAGUGUACAGAAAGAAAUUUGCUUUUUUUUGUACUACAGUAAUUUAGUCACAUCAGAAUCUCAACAUGUUCAGUUUUUUAUGGUGUAAGCAAUAUAUACUCAUACAGUUAGAAAUGUUUCAUGUAGUCUCAAUGUUCUCUAUGCAGUGAUCUCAGUACUGUGCCCUUCAUUGUCUUAUAUUACAGUUGUCUCAAACAGCAGGGCUUAUUAGUUCAUGCAGUGGUUUUUUUUUUUCCUGAUCUCUUGCUUCUGGAUAUGUAAUUGACCGACUUAUUAGAAAUUUAGCAGUUGUUUUAUGUUCAGGGAUUGUCAUCUUAAGUACUGAGCAUCCGAUUAUUUAAUUUUACUCUUUCAAUGCUUAACAUUCAGAGCCAAAAUCACCCGAGAUGUCUCCCUUAAACUUAGAGUUUUUCUAUAAUUGCCAGCCACUUCAAUGUUGUGUUUCAAAUCCCAACUUAAAUGGUGCAAGCUGUUAACCAGCCGUUUUGUUCUAGCUUUUUACCCUUCAUUUUGAGAGGCGCCUUCCGUGGUGAUCAUGAAAUGUCCCCUGAAACCAAGCUGUGUGCUGAAUUCUCUCCACAUCUUUGAUGUCUGUUGUAAUAAUUUGCACUAAAUGCCCUCCUUCAGUGUUUGGAAAUGAAAUCUGUUGGUAAGUUGAAGACGUACAAAUGUUAAAGCACACAAACCCCCCCCCAGAGGCAGGUUUUGUGUUCCUGUAGAUAGACAUGCGUUUCGUUAGUGUAGAUAGCUUUGAUGAUGCUUGUCGAUAACGCCUUAAAUUCUGCUUUGUACAUAUCGGACAUGUCCUGAGCAGAAAUCUACACACUUAGAAGGUUUUGUGGGUGACAGCAGGUUCCUCCGAUGUUUUUGGUUUGGUUACAUUUUUUUAUACGUUCUUUAUUCUCUUUCUUAAUAUUGACUUUGUGGGGUUUCUGUAUGUGGAAGUGGAUGAAAUUGAAGCGUUUUUAAGCACUUUUUUUUACAAGACUGUUUCAAGAGUGCCAGCAGUGAAGGGCAAUCCAACAGAUGCACAGAUUUUCUUCUUUGUUGCACAGAAUCAGUAGUUAUUUUUUUGUUUGUUUUUACCUUGUAGAGCAGAUGGGUUGUGUUUGGUGUGUCAUGCUGUUUCCCAAAGUCUCUCAACUGUAGGUUUUAUAUUUGGCUGCACAAGUCAGACAGCUUUCCAUUGAUGGAAAUGUGAUGGUUUCUGUUUGUGGCGCGUGAACAAAGUCCUUUCCAACCCAUUAUCGAACAGCAAAGGUGAACUUAGUGUAGUUAUGGUGUUGCUCUGUGUUGAUUUAAAUCAGAAGAAUGCGAAUGGUUAAAAGUUUUAAAGAAGUCUGUAUUUCCAGGUUUGACAUUGUGCUUUUUCUUUUUUUUUCCUGCACAAGGUGACACUGCUUUUUAUGUGACGUGCAACUAUCUUAAAAACAAAAAAAAAAAACAGUAUAUUUUCUAAUGCCUAAACCUGCAAAAUAUAUGCAAUUAUGUAAAUGUAACAUUCAAUCCUCAAGUAUAAUCCAGGUUGUAUGAACUUUGUAUAGUGAAUUUUACUAUUGUAUGGCCGUACCAAUAUGUAUUUAUCUCUAUCAGAAGCCUUAGAGUUGUUGACCCAAAGUGCUCCCUUAGAAUACCCUGCACCUACCUGACUUUAACAAAGCAUUAAUAUCUCUAUUUUGUUGCAUUUUUGUUUGUACCCUUUUUGAAUAAAAUAGAUUUGUACUGUAUAUUUGUACCUCUCUGUGAACUACUUAGGGCGUUUUAUUAUUUUUUUGUUUUGCUGUUUUUAAUCUUUCUUUAAAGACACAAAGAUAUUGUAUUUUUAUUGUUACAGCUAACAUGGAGACAUUGCAUUUAUCAUAUUUGUUAAGUAAACACAAUAUAAUAUAUAUAUAUAAAUAUAUAUACAAAUAUAAAACUCAAAAGACAGUC